CGGCGAAGACGUUCGACGGCGAGACGCUGCUGCUGUCGAGCAUUCAGCGCGCGGACAUGGGCGCGUACCUGUGCAUCGCCUCCAACGGCGUGCCGCCCUCGGUCUCCAAGCGCUUCAUCGUGCAGGUGCACUUUCACCCUCUUAUCAAAGUUUCCAAUCAACUCGUUGCUGCCCCUGUGACCAGUGAUGUUCUUCUGGAAUGUUACGUGGAGGCUUCACCCAAAGCAAUGAACAGUUGGUACAGAGAUACAGAUUCGCUGUUGACCGCGGGCGCGGCGCUUGUGGCAGGCGAGAAGCUCAUGGAGGGCAGCAAGUACGAGAUGGAGGAGACGCCGCUGUCGGACUACGCCUUGCUCAUGAAGCUCACCAUCCGCAGCCUGGAGAAGCGCGACUUCGGCCGCUACAUGUGCGCCUCCGUCAACGCCCUGGGCAAGGUGGAGGGCGACGUGCGGCUGCAAGAGCUGCACCUGGCGCCGAAGACGACGGCGCCGGCGCCCGCGCGCCACGACAAGGCCCGCAAGAAGCCCUCGGCGCACGACAAGCCGCGCAAGAAGAAGAAGAAGAAGGGCGAGCGCGGCCGCGAGGAGGAGGGCGACGGCUCCAGCGCCGAGGAGGACGGCGACGAGGGCGACUCGUCGGCGGCGGCGGGCGCGGCGGCGGCGGGGCCAACGCACGGCGGCGCGGGCGGCGCGCGCGGGGCCGCGUUGUCGCCCGCACAACGACAAUAAUGCCGCCUCGCGCAGCGCGCGCCCCGCCCUGGGCGUCACCAUGCUGACGUGCGCGGCCAGCCAGACGGGCGCGCGGCGCGGGGCGCGGCAGCGGCGGCGGCGGCGGGGCGGGCGGCUGUUGCUCGCCGGCAAGCAGUCUCCAUGCGGGUGGCCGCCGCCGCCCUAGGCGCGUGGGCGCUGGCGCGGCAACGCCGCCGGCUCUAAGCCACUCGCGCGGACGC
This is a messenger RNA of Gryllus bimaculatus (two-spotted cricket), 949 nucleotides long. The record is from the annotation of a GenBank genome assembly. Lineage: Eukaryota; Metazoa; Arthropoda; Insecta; Orthoptera; Gryllidae.